Messenger RNA from Carassius gibelio (silver crucian carp), 9961 nucleotides. It is a transcript of the gene svilb, whose product is annotated as supervillin b. The transcript is spliced from 41 exons. The record is from RefSeq and is a predicted model, not a curated record. Gene Ontology annotation, biological process: barbed-end actin filament capping; actin filament severing; cytoskeleton organization. Gene Ontology annotation, molecular function: actin filament binding; phosphatidylinositol-4,5-bisphosphate binding. NCBI's taxonomy places the organism in Eukaryota, Metazoa, Chordata, Actinopteri, Cypriniformes, Cyprinidae. Bases 675 to 9221 code for a protein of 2848 amino acids. Gene Ontology annotation, cellular component: cytoplasm; actin cytoskeleton.
UUAGCUGAGCAGGAAAUUCAGAAUAUUGCCACCUGUGGAUUUUCAGUGACCAGCAGAAGUUCUUCAUAGAGAUUCCUUGGAAUUAUUAUUAUUUUUUUUUUAUAUUUGAACGCUAUUUCUUCACGUCCAUUGUAUUGUUUUUUUGGUAAUUGUCCGCCACAUCCAAAUUUCCCCUCUCUUUCCCCCCUUCCAAAUACCCUUCCCCUCCUCUCCCCCUCUCUUCCCCUUUCCCUCCCCCUUUUCCCUUCUUCCUGUCUUUCAACACCACUGUUAUUCCUUUACAUCCUUCGUUCAUAUGGAUCAGCAUCCUUUGGUUGAGUAUGAUGGACAUCUGCUAUUUCUUCACCUCUCAUUAUUCACAGACUGACCUGCACUUAUUACAAAAUACUCUUUAGAAACGGUUGCAUUUGGACUAGGUGACUUUGGUUUCUACCUAGGAACUUGGGAAGCUUUUCUAGGCACUAACCAGGUUUGUUAGUGAAGCUUCUGCUAAGAUCUACAGCCCUGCACUGCUGAAGAAAAGAGCAGCAAGCUUUGGUGUGGAUGACAGGACAUCACUGGUUAAAAGUACAAACCAGAGUACAACAGAAAUUGAUGCAAACAUCCUAGCUGUACUGCCCAAAGUUUCAGAGCUAAGGAAGCAAUUUGAAACCUCCAUCAAAAGUGAUCCAGAAAUGAACAGGAAAGAGAGAAUUGCACGAAGGUUGGAGGGGAUUGAGGCUGAUGUUCCACCUGCUCUUACUACAAGCAUGCAACAUACAGCUGGCCUGGUGACCAACCGACUACUGGAGGAGGACACACCACGUUAUACACGUGCUUCAGAUCCCAGCGAUCCAGGCAUUGUGGUGCGACGCUACAGCCGUGAUGAGAUAGAAGCUCCUGAGCGGCAGUCCAGAGGUCGAACACGUCCAGAUCCACAGUUGUCCGCACACCCUGAGCCAGUUGGUCCUACGCCAGCUGGUUCUGAUGCAGCCAGCCUCAGCUCUAAAGCCGAGCGGAUUGCACGCUACAAAGCUGAACGUCGGCGACAAUUAUCAGAACGUUACGGAAUUCUCCUCGACCAGGAGGUGGAUCUGGAUUACACACCACGCUACACACGUGCACGAAGAGAGUCUGACCUGUCGGACAAAGGGGCUCCUCCUGACAGGGGACGUGGUGAGAGCAGGACAAGGGGCGUGGCAUUGCAAGAACAGGAGGAGGGGCGGGACCGAAGCAGCAGCAGGUCUAAAUACAGCAGUUCAGGAAUAGGGCGAGUCUUCAUGCCUUCUGACCCCGCCCCCAAUCCUGCUCCUCCUCCAUCAGGCUUUGAUGCUGAGCGAGAGAGAGAGAGGGCAAUGAACUUGGAAAAUUAUAGACGAGCACCUGAACGAAGUAUGAAAACACGCCCACAGGAAGCACCGGUUCCAAUGGAAACAACAACAGCCCAACCAGCGAGGGGUGUCGCUGUUGUCACUGUGGCAAGUUCUCCUAGGACAGCACGCAGAGCUUCGUUACCCACAACACGACAUGGCAUCUCUCCUGGAGACUUGUUCAUCGAGCAACAAGCUCAAAAUAUCCUCAACAGACAGGGUUUGGCAGCUCUCUCUCAGAGUGAGUGGUCCCUCAGGAGAGACACGGACAGUGAAUCAUACUCUCAAAUCAACUGGCCAUCCAGAAUACGAGUAAGAGAGAGACAGACAAGGGAGGACAUCUCGGUAAGGGGUUCUGAUUCAGGGCAAGAUGCAUCUUCUGUACGACGUCAUCCAACAGUAGCUCCUCCAUAUUUAGCUCCACGACCUCAAUCUGCAAACCAACCACAAACACGGAGCUCUGAACCCCCAAUCCAACCACCUAAUCAGGUGACCCGUCAACAAAGGGCACAUAGUGCAGAACGGCCGCGAUUCCAGCGCACUCACAGUAUGGACUCGCCUGCCUUUCAACAAAUAGUUUCAAGUGAAACUGGAAAUCAUCAGCGUGCCCAAAGUGCCGAGCCCCCAAAAUAUGAACCGAGUCCUGGUAUACACCCUAGCACCAUGGGUCAUCAAUCUGGAUUUGGGCAAACCAAGCAAUCCCUACCAAAGCGAAAUAAUCAAGAUGCUCAAGAACCAUCACAAAUGCACAGACCUUCACAACAACCACAUCUAGCAUACAAAGAUCUCCAGCAGCCAUUACCUGGUACCAGAGAUGCCCCACCACCUGUACAAAAGUAUCGAGCUAUCCUUCAACCAGUGCCUGUGGAUCAGAACACACGCCAACCAGCUCAAGCACAUGCACCUACUCAGAAGCCUCUGCGUGAACAUGAACACACCUUGCAUUCACGUCUGUCACAUGGGCAUUAUGGUCACACCCCUCUGCAGUAUGGUUCAGUCCAGGCACUGCCUCCAGCAUAUGGACAAAUUGUUCACUCAGCUCCUUCCCAUACAUCUAGCCAUAUAUCUUCAUCUUCAUAUGCUCAUACAGCUCACCCUGUGCCUGGACCUUCACUUAGUAAGUCUGGGACACUGGAUCCCAAAGGACGAUUGCCCAAACAAAGUUUGGCACCUGCUGAAAAAGAGGGUGAAGAAACUAGACAAAGGGCCAGUGUUGAUCACAUUCAGCCCAUUCAAAGAGAAGGUCGAUUGGCAUCCAGAGUGGAUCCAGCUUCAGAAGGAUUACUUAAGAGCAGAAAAGCUGUGCUACCCUCAGAGAUUCGCCGCAGGCAAAAGAGUGUGGAUGAUCCCAUGCGUGGACAAACUGAUGAAGGUUUGGAAAGUCAGAGAAUCCGAAGGAUCAGCCAGUCAGAGGAGAUAGAGGAGAGAGUUGGAAGAAAGUUGCACCAGUUUGAAGAAAGGGAGGGGCCUAAUGGAAGAGGAAUCGCUCAGAUGGACAAGGAAACAAUAGCAAGUGAAAAGGUAAUUGGUCUACUAAAAGAGAGAGAACAGCAUGAUGACCGAAGGAGCAGUCAUUCUGAAGAAAGAGAUGUAGAUGGUGGCAAAAAGACUAGUUGGAAAUGUGAAGAUGUGGGACGUGGUGUAAGGAAGAUUGGUCAAAGAGAAGAAAACAAGGAAGAGGCUGGUAUUAAAAAGGAUCUGAGUCAAGAUAAUUGGAGCACUCACCGCUUCGAGGGGAUGGAACAAGGAGGUGACAGGAAAGUUGAUGAAUUAAAAGAAAGAGAAUGGGAAGUUGAUCAAAGACUAGGCCACACUCUACAGUCUGUUGAACCAGUGGUGCAUGGUGAUAAAGAGCAGAAAGACCAAGGGUUCCUCCAAAAAGAAGUGGCAGAAGGACAUGGUAGAAGACGACGGAUUAAUUUGUCAGAGAAUGAAGAAGGGCAUAUCAGACGGAGAAGGAUAAGCCAACCAGAAGAUGAUUUGGAGGAACGUAGGGUACGUAAAAUUGGACCGUUGGAUGCAUGGGAAGUGCAAGGAGUGCAUCGAAUGUGCCAGCCAGAUGAUAAUUCUGAAAGACCUGAGAAAGGAAAGCAGACCAACACACAUCUACCUGAGGAAAUGGACACAGCUACCAAUGAACAGCAUUUUCCACACCAUAGGGUGGGAGACGUUGGAGGCUACUUACAGAAAGGUUCCUCCCUCCCACAAGCUCAACAUCGAUUGAGCCAGGAUGCAGGUGACUUGAGGCCUAAGGUGCGAAUCCGCUCCAUGUCAGAUAUUGGAGUAACUCAACGUUCUGCUGCACUGAGAAGUGUAGAGUGUGCUGCCAGUCGAGAGUCUGCAUUGGUGAUAGAUACAGGGCUUCACACUAGAGAACCAAGUGGUGCGGCCAAUGGUGAAAUGGGCACCUUGGACACAAGAGUUUCUGUGGCUAAGCUGAGACAUUCCUACCUGGAGAAUGCUUCUGGACGCAGACCUGAGCUGGAGUCUAAAGGAGAUCAGGUUCCCAUGGAGAUUGAUCCAGUUGUCAACAGUGACCGGGAGAAAGAAGCACGUCGGCCCAGACGUUACAUUUCCCCUGGAGAUGACAGGAAGUCAUCUGAGAGGUUUAGAACCCAACCAAUCACAUCAGCCGAAAGGCUGGAGUCUGAUAGGUCCCGUCUUAGUCCAGAGCUUCAGCAUGCAGAAUUGGAUGAAGAAAAAAUGGAUGAACGAGCAAAAAUGAGUGUGGCAGCCAAGAGGUCUCUUUUCAGGGAGCUGGAGAAGACUUCAGAUGGAGGUGUCCCCAAACCUCGAUCACGCAAUGCUGCGGUUGAGCGGAGACUCAGACGAGUGCAGGAUCGUUCACGGACACAGCCGGUCACGACAGAGGAAGUUGUCAUUGCCGCUACUUCCCCCGCUCCCUCAUCCCAAGUCAUCACUAUUCAAACCACUGCUCCCAGAAUCCCCAGUCCUGCUGUAGUCAGCACGUCCAUGACUAGUUUCAGUCUGCAGGCAUCAUCAGCACAUGGAUCGAAUCAGGAGAAAGAAGAGGUUUCGAAGGAGUCCGUUCCGGGAGAAGAGGAUUUGGGUCCCGAGGAGCCAGACUUAUCAACACUAAGCCUUACUGAGAAGAUGGCAUUAUUCAGUCGCUUGUCACAACCCUCUGGCCAAUCAGCAAACGGAACCCGUCCUGACACACGCCAGCGGAGAGCCAACACCCGCUUUCAGACUCAACCUAUCACCCAGGAUGAGGUUGAUCAGGAACAUGCAAAAGGUGUAGACCCGUCUGGUCUCACAGAUCAACCCGCUGUGACUAAUGAUUCUGCUGGUCCCCGUCAGAGCGAGCAACUGCAAAAUGGGAACGUGAAGUUGGAGCCUCUCUCUGCAUCACUUGUCCGCUCUGUUACCGCGGUCACCACCCAGGCCUCUGUUGCCACGGUGAUAAGUGCUUCCCCAUCAAUGACCGCAGAUGUUCGCAUGGGGAUCUCUGCAGCUCCACCCACCACUCAGGCCUCACCCAAUCAGGCGGUCUCCGCUCAGCUUCCUCCCUAUGAAAGAGGAGUUCGAUACUUCAGUCUUACAGAGAGUGGGGAAAGACCCACACCUGAUGUUCAGUCCCCGCCCCCCGCAGAGCUGCCCGGCCAAUCGGCUUACAGCAAGGGUGUGGCUGACGAGAGUGGGCAGAGGGGAAGACUAGGGUAUUUAAGCAGAGAGGAGAGAGACAUAGUGCCCCCCAGUGUGACUUCUCCUCCGCACACACAUGCGCUCAGACACACUCCCCCGCAUGGCAGGGGAGAUGCAGAACUGAGUGGCCCACGGGAGAGGGAGAAAGAGGGUACACCCGUCUCGCAGGGAGGCUACCUCUCGCCACACGCCCAUCAGACAGCAAAUGGAAGCGGUACCAGAGCCAUCGUCUCAGAUGUCUCUGAUCCCAGAAAUCCCCUGAAGACAGUGAGCACAUCUGCAGUCAUCUCCAGAAGUUCUUCACACACCUCAAACGCUCUCACUUACCUCCAGCAAACCCAGUCUUACACGCCUCCGCACCCUCAAAUCUACACCCCACCCCACUCUAGACCUCAAACACAACCCUACAGCCCGCUGACACCACCACAGACACCGGCCAAACCACAAACACACCCUACUUCUGACUCUCAGGUUCACAUCCACAUUGACUCUCAGGGCCCUCCAUGGCAAACCCAGCUGUUCCCUGAACCCCAGCGGCAGGUGCAACCCAGAGUCCCGCCGCAGACGCAGCCCAAACCGCAAUCUUUCCUUCUACCUCAGUCACAUGCCUACAUACCCCCUCAACCCAAGAUACCCCCUCAAACCCAACCAAAACCCCAGUGCUUCAUACCCCCUCCAACCCAGCUCCAAGAAGAGACCCUGGGAAAAUACGGCCUGUCUGGACUCGUCGUCUCCAAAGACCAAAAGCCAGAGAUCCACGAAGAUCCAGAGGCCAUGACAUCUAUGUCAAUCAAAGAGAGAUUAGCCAUGUUGAAGAAGAGUGGAGAGGAAGAUUGGAAAAACAGGAUCAACAAGAAACAAGAAGUUAAACAGGAAGUGGUGUCCGUAAGCGAGAAGAGUAGUCAAAUAAUGGAGGAGCAAGGCUUUAAGAAAAAGGACGAGACUGUUAUCAGAGAGUUUGCAUCAUCUGAGCAGCUCUGGGAACCUGUCUUUUCUUCCACCUACUCUCCUCCUCCUCUCCCAUCUACCCCAAAAUGCCAAUAUGUAGAACAACAAGGCCAGAAGCUUGAAGAGGGGGAGGGGCAGAUGUCAAUUGAAGAAAGGAAGCAGAUGAUUUCUACGCGAGAGGAGGCGUGGCAGAGUACAGGGAGGGGCGUGGCCAAUGACUCCAGCCAAUACACUGUAGCUGCCAGGAUGGUGAAAAAAGGUCUGGCUGCUUCCUCUGCAGUGAUCAGCCCUAUUCUGUCUCCGGUCUCUGCUAAACUGAAGAGCAGUGUGCCUGCUAUCUCGAAGCCACAGGAAGAAAUCGAGGCCAGAGCAGAGAUGGAAUCUGAUAAGAAGCUGGAAAAGCUGGAGACGUUUUUAGGGCGUUUGAACAGUAAAGUAUCAGGUUUGCAGGAGACGACUUUGACGGUGACAGAGAAAGCCGUGAAGGAAGUGAUGCGACUGGAUGAUGAGAUCUUUUCAAAAUUUUACCGCCACGUCACAGAUAUUCCCCGCAGCAGGAUGCAUCUGGAUGAGGACUUUGAUGCCAUCUUCGGAAAACAAACUCCAACCUUGACAUCAGCUAUGGUGCAGCACAAGCGGGCCGUUCGUCCCUCCCGUAAUGUCCAGGCCUCCAGGAACCCCUUAAAGAUUCUCGCUGCCAGAGAAGACAUCCGACAGGAGUACAUCGAGGAGAGACUGAACGUCGGUCAGCUAGAAACCAAGAGAAUUAAACAGGAGAAAAUGAGCAAGAGCUCCAGUUUGUCAGAUGCAGCUCUGGCUGGUUUGGCCAGUAAAGAGAGCUACAGCAGUGUGAGUCUGCGCAGUGUCAGCGUCUCGGAGCAGAUGACCAAUAACAGCGCAGCUCCCUUCAAAAAACUCAUGCUCAUGCAGGUCAAAGGUCGACGUCAUGUCCAGACCAGACUAGUGGAGCCUAGAGUGUCCUCUCUGAACAGCGGUGACUGUUUUCUACUGGUCACGCCGGAGCAUUGUUUUGUUUGGAUCGGAGAGUUUGCAAAUGUCAUUGAAAGAGCCAAGGCAUCAGAACUGGCCACUUUCAUCCAGCUGAACCAUGAUCUUGGUUGUCGAGCUGCACUGGUAGAGACGAUCGAAGAAGGAGUGAAUGCACAAAGCCCCGCAGCUGCUGAGUUCUGGAAGAUCCUGGGAGGACCAGCCAACUACCACUCGGCCGGGUCUCCAGACGAGGAUGAGAUGUAUGAAAGUGCCAUUGUGGAGACAAACUGUAUCUUCCGUCUUGUAGAUGAUAAACUGCUUCCUGAUGAUGAUUUCUGGGGAAAAGUGCCUCGUAGUACACUUUUGGGCUCUAAAGAGGUUGUAGUGUUUGACUUCGGUAGUGAAGUGUACGUGUGGCAUGGUAAAGAGGUCACGCUGGCUCAGAGGAAAGUGGCGUUUCAGCUGGCCAAGCACCUUUGGAACGGCACGUUUGAUUAUACCAACUGUGAUAUCAACCCUCUGGACCCUGGAGGACACAACACGCUCAUACCGAGGAAAGGUCAAGGUCGCCCAGACUGGGCCAUAUUUGGCAGACUGACCGAACACAAUGAAACAUGUCUUUUUAAAGAGAAGUUCUUGGACUGGAAAGAUGCUUCUAGACUGUCACCUAAAAAUGUCAUCGAGCACCCCUUCCAGCAGAAGGAGUCUCCGGGUGCAGAUUCUCGUUCUGAGUGUCGGGCGUACAGCGCCUCUCUGAUGCUGCCGGUCCUGCAGUCGCCCAUCAGCACAGUUCUGGAUGGUCAGAAUGUGGGUCGAGGACAUGGUCCAGUUGAGAAGGGUUCGGAUGACUGCAUGCGCUCUCUGGAGAUCAGCACGGUUUCUGUUGAUGUCUGGCACAUCCUAGAGUUCGACUACAGCCGACUGCCCAAGCAGAGCAUCGGCCAGUUUCACGAGGGAGACGCUUAUGUAGUGAAAUGGAAGUACAUGGUGAGCGCAGCAGUGGGCAGCAGGCAGAAGCUGGAUCAGGUGCGCAGUGCGGGUCCCGGCAGAGAGAAGUGCUGCUAUUUCUUCUGGCAGGGCAGAAACUCGACGGUCAGUGAGAAAGGAACGUCUGCACUCAUGACUGUUGAACUGGAUGAAGAGAGAGGAGCACAGAUGCAGGUCCAGCAGGGGAAGGAGCCGCCCUGUUUCCUGCAGUGUUUCAAUGGAGGGAUGAUUGUGCACUCUGGGAAGAGAGAAGAAGAAGAGGAGAACAUUCAGAGUGAAUGGCGUCUGUACUGUGUGCGUGGUGAGGUUCCUGUAGAGGGCCAUCUGCUGGAGGUGGCAUGUCACUGCAGCAGUCUGCGAUCACGCACAUCAAUGGUCCUUCUGAACAUCAACAAAGCCCUCAUCUACCUGUGGCACGGCUGCAAAACUCAAACAGACACACGCCAUGUCGCUCGAACCGCCACAGAGAAGAUCAAAGAACAACGUCCACUGGAGGCGGGACUUCACAGCAGCUGCAAUGUGACCAUUCAUGAAUGUGAGGAAGGUGGCGAGCCAGUGGAAUUCUGGGAAGCGUUAGGCAGGAAGGACCGCAAGGCAUACGACUGCAUGCUUCAAGACCCUGGCAAGUUCAACUUCACGCCGCGUCUGUUCCAGCUCAGUAGUUCUUCGGGUGAGUUUGUGGCGCAGGAGUUCUUCAACCCAUCCAGAGCCACAGAGCUUGUUUGCUCCCUGCCGUUCCUGCAGGAGGAUCUGUACUCUGCCCCUCAGCCAGCUCUGUUCCUUGUGGAUAACUUUCAUGAAGUUUACCUGUGGCAGGGCUGGUGGCCGCAGGAUACUGAGUGUACCGGUUCUGCCCGCAUCCGCUGGGACGCAGACAGGAAGUGCGCUAUGGAAACAGUGUUGCAGUACUGCAGAGAAAAGAACGAGAAGAAGCCUCAGAAGUCAUACUUGAUCCAUGCUGGAUUGGAGCCUCUGACCUUCACAAACAUGUUCCCCAGCUGGGAGCACAGAGAGGACAUUGCUGAAAUCACAGAGAGGGAGGCAGAAGUGUGUAACCAGAUCAUUCUGGUGGAGGAUGUCCUGGCUCAACUGUGUCAGAGCACUUAUCCUCUAGCAACACUGCAAACCCGUCCCCUUCCCCACGGCGUCGACCCGCUGAGGCUCGAGAUGUACCUGACCGACGAGGACUUUGAGCGAGUGUUAGACAUGAAGAGAGAAGAGUUUGACACUCUGCCUGGGUGGAAGCAAGUGAACCUAAAAAAAGCCAAAGGACUCUUUUAGAAGCCUGACUAAAGUCAUCACGGUGACAGAUUUAGCACUGUCCAUUUCCUUAAUGGUUCUGCGCUCACCUCAGCAUUUAGACCUCUCUCGGUGAGGAGAAGUGGUUGUGCACUGAGAACAGUGUAAACGGUCAGGUCAAAGGUCACUUUAGGAUCUACAGAUUCACCUGCUGUGGCAUCUGCUUUUGAUGUGUUUCUGAAGUCUGUGGAGGUGAUGUCUGUGUGACGAUCUGUGGUCUGUAUUUGAGUAUGUUCAUGUAACAUUUAAAACAAGUUCAUGAUAUGAAUCGACUCACCUUCCCAUUUGGUACGAUCUGCAAUGGGUUUUUAUUGUGGUGUGUGUUAAUGUUUGAGAAGUCUGCUGAAUAAUUGGAAAUUGUAUAAACUUUGUAGCAAAAGAUGAAAAUCCUGUGUGAUCGCUCUAAAUGUUGUCAUGUGUCUUAGAAUGUUCCUUUAUGAUUCGAGAGGAGCUGACAUGUUCUUUGUGUGUGGUAUUCUCGUGUGAAUGGCUGUUGUGAUGGUGCCGGUCUCUUUUUCUUCAGGUGUGAGGGACAUCAUGUUGGUUUGUAUUUGGACAGCAUGGAAUAACGGAUGAGAGAAAGAAAAGAUAUUAAUUUAAAUGUACAGUAUAGUGCCUUGCUUCUGUGUACAGUUUCUAUACCAAACACACACUAGUCUGCAUUUCAGAGACUUUCUUUGUGAUAAAAGAAAUAAAUAGUGAAUAAAGCAUAUUAAAAAUCA